CGCCAGUUCGCGCAGGCGCCUUGUCGCCCUCCCGGUGUAUCUUUCUAACCUCAAAAUAUUCGGCGUCGGUUGUUCAUCUCAGUUUUCUUAUCUCGUCGAUAAUUCCAAAUUCCCACUUUAGAUUCACUUAGUCUUUUAAACCUAAUAUUCCACUUUCCACUGGUUUUACCAACACCACUUCCCUUCAAUCUCCACAUUUCAUAACCAAAUCCGACACAUUUCCUCUGCACGUUCACCACGACCUAACGCGUAUUUCCAGUGUUGUGAGUGUCAACAAAUUUAAAAUCUUAAAGAUCAUUUCAAUGUGAAUACCGAAAAAUGAAUGUUAAAUGUCAAAAUUUGUGAAACGAAGUUUAGAUUUAUUGACAAAACAAGUCACGUUGAAACAAAACCGGCAAGAUCGCUCAUUUGUGUCAAAAGAUAUUGUCGAUGAAAUGCGAUCGCCAAAAGUCGAGCCAAAACUCGAAGUAGAAGAGGAAGAAAGUCCUCCUAUAGACAUGAUAGACGACGUGCCCUUUGAAGUGCAAAACAUUUGGUUAGAUUUGGCGCAAGAGAUAGCUCGACAAAAAGCAGAAGCAAUGGACUGUAAUAAUACGUUGUUCCAAGGGAGUCAAUCCGAGGAUUAUUUCUAUUGUCCUGUCAGUGAUUAUAUGACAGCUGAGGAAGUAGUCAUUCCAAUGGAUAUCGAAGAUGAAAUACAUACUCCGAAUCUAGAUGCCGCAGAGGUAGAAAUUCCUCAUGACAUAGAUGAACACACAAAUUUAAUCCUAGAUACUGCAUAUGAAGAUAUACCUGAAGACAUACAUGAACAAAAACCUCUAAUUCUAGAUAAUUCAUAUGCAGAAGUGCCUCAAGACCUAAGUGAAUCAGAAGAAUUAACAUUCGAAGAAGAAACCGAGGAUACACACCUAAUGUCAGAUGGUGAAAUAGAAAUUCCAGACAUUAAACCUAUAUUAAAGCUAGAACACCCUACAGUCACAGAAGAGAGGAAAAAGUCUGUUAGAAUCAGAAGCAAACGAAAAGUAGAUGAUAUAAAAACGGAAGAUCUGAAUUUUAUAAACAUAAAGCAAGAAUAUUCUACAGACAUAGUAGAAAAUAAAAGGUCUGUUAAAGCUAGAGGUAGACGGAGAGGGAUAAAAUUCGCAGAAAAACCAGUCAGCCACCAGAUAUCAUUUGAAGAGAAAGAAAAUCCUCCCACCACAGAAAAAAAGACAAAGACUGUCAAGCCCAGAAAUAAAAGAAAAGGUAUAAAACUAUCAGAAAAAAUAGGAAACCGCCAGAUAGCAUUCGAGGGUAAUGUUACGUACACUUGUGAAAAAUGUAAGACAAAGUUUGAAUCGAAAAGUUUGCUAACCCAUCAUAUUAAGACAACGCAUUCCAGGAAUAACAAAUUUAGCUGCAAAUUCUGUGCUAUGCAGACAACAACUGGCUACAAUUAUCGAAGGCACUUAAUUCGAUUUCACUCACGAGAAGAGGAUCCAGAAGUUCAGGAUUUAAUAAAAUCAUUUUUUUCAUCUAAAAGAAAUAAAGUAUUCCCCACAGCCAGGACUUAUGCUGGAUUUCCCUGCGAUAAAUGUACGAAACAAUUUUCGAGCGAAAACACUAGAAAAUUACACAUGGAGAGACUUCAUUCUGAGGAGAGAAGAAAUGUAAAUGCAGAUUCUGUUCGAAGGAAAUCGAAAAAAAUUAGGUCGCGUUCGUAAGAAAAUGUAAGAUUGCUUUUUGCAAUUUUACAUUGCAUUAUUCAACAUCAUUUUUAUUUUCAUUAGGGUUUCUGAUAAUAAAAUCCUAAUAAUUUUUCAUGUUAUGAAAUUUUGUUAAUUUUUAAAUUAUAUUUCAUGCUUAUGAUCGUACGAUCGUUCUACAUUUUACUUAUUAUAUAACAUUGUACAAUAUAGUAUAGUCCACAGUAUAUUAUCAUAUAAUAUAAUAAAUAAACCUUCCUUUUAAGGUUAUUUAAACGAGAACUUGCAACAAAUUUUUAUACUGUGUAUACCUAUAGAACGUAAUAAAGCAAUUAUUUUUUAUC
This is a messenger RNA of Belonocnema kinseyi, 2029 nucleotides long. Its product is annotated as zinc finger protein 69 homolog. The transcript has 9 exons. The record is from RefSeq and is a predicted model, not a curated record. NCBI's taxonomy places the organism in Eukaryota, Metazoa, Arthropoda, Insecta, Hymenoptera, Cynipidae. The coding region runs from base 330 to 1703 and encodes 457 amino acids.